AGAGAUUCAUUAAGAAGAAAAGAAUGGCCUCUGGUGGUGGGAUUUGAUGAUUUGAAGACUCUAGGAUAAUUGUUUGUGAGAGUAUCCACGGCGUCAUCGUCCAACAAAAACCCGCAGAAAGUCAGACGAGAAGGCCGUGGACUGCUACUCUUCAAACAUUUUAUCUCAAACCUAAAAGCAAAAAGAUCUCACCGCUUCGCCGUGUUUGGAAAUUGAAACGGCGGAGAAAGAUUGACAAUCAUAUUUAUAUAUAUACAUAGGUAGAGAUACAGAGUGGAUUGUUUAAUCUGUAACUGUUUAUUAUAAAAGAUUGAGAGGAGAGCUAAACAGAGGGAGGCGUUGCUUGUUAGUCAAUGUUGAAGGAGGUGGAGAAGCGGGGAAUGCGACUUGGUAAGUACGAGCUCGGACGCACUCUCGGCGAAGGGAAUUUCGGCAAGGUCAAAUUUGCCAGGAAUAUUGAAUCCGGUCAAGGAUUUGCAGUUAAGAUCUUGGAGAAAAACAGGAUCUUCGAACUUAAAAUCAGCGAUCAGAUAAAAAGAGAGAUCCGUACUUUGAAGCUUCUAAAACAUCCCAAUGUCGUCAGAUUACACGAGGUUUUAGCAAGCAAAACCAAGAUUUACAUGGUCCUUGAAUAUGUUAACGGUGGUGAAUUAUUUGACAGAAUUGCAUCAAAAGGGAGGCUCCCAGAAGUUGAAGGACGGAAACUCUUUCAGCAAUUAAUUGAUGGUGUAAGCUACUGUCAUGACAAAGGUGUAUUCCAUAGGGAUCUGAAGCCGGAGAAUGUCCUUAUUGAUGCAAAAGGAGACAUAAAGAUAUCUGAUUUUGGGCUCAGUGCUUUACCUCAACAUUUUAGGGAUGAUGGAUUACUACAUACAACCUGCGGAAGUCCUAAUUAUGUUGCACCAGAGGUUCUUGCUAAUAGAGGAUAUCAUGGUGCCACAUCUGAUCUAUGGUCAUGUGGUGUUAUCUUAUAUGUGAUUUUGACAGGUCAUCUCCCUUUUGACGAUCGAAAUCUCGCAGUUCUGUAUCAGAAGAUCUUCAAGGGAGAUGUACAGAUGCCCAAAUGGCUCUCAAAAGGUGCUAGAAACUUGAUAAAGAGGAUUCUUGAUCCUAAUCCAAAUACUAGGAUAACUGUGGCUGAGAUAAAGUCAGAUGAGUGGUUCAAACAAGAUUAUAUUCCCACUAUUCCUGAUGAUGAAGAUGAAAACUUCCACAUUGAUAAUGAUGCCUUCUCAAUCCAUGGGGUGACACCAGAGGUGGAGAAAGAUCCUGGUCAACCAGCUCUAAUCAAUGCUUUUCAGCUGAUUGGAAUGUCAUCAUGCCUUGACCUCUCUGGCUUCUUUGAAAAAGAGGAGGCUUCUGAGAGAAAAAUAAGGUUCACAUCCAAUUAUUCACCAAAAGAAUUAUGUAAGAAGAUUGAGGAUGUUGUCACAGGUAUGGGAUUCAGAGUCCAGAAUAAAAAUGGAAAGCUUAAGGUGAUGCAAGAGCACACUGGGCAGAUAAGACCUGGUAAUCUUUCUGUCGCUGCGGAGGUUUUUGAGAUAAGUGCAUCUCUAUAUGUAGUAGAGUUAAGAAAAUCAUAUGGAGAUCCAUCGUUGUAUAGACAGUUGUGUGCAAGACUAUCUAAUGACUUGGGAGUCUCUCGAAGCCAAGAGUUUUUGACAUCACAAGUGUGAAUGUGCGACUAGUCAUUGAGCAGCAUCGAUGGGAAAAAGCUAGCAGGAGGUGCAAUAUAAUUUGUUACUUCUAAAAGUGAAAUAAAGAAACAUAUUUUUUGUAUGUUUUAUUCAUCCCCACAUUUAAAUUGUACAGAAAUAAAUUUUCUAUAGUAUUUAUCAUUUUAGCACCCUUUCAAAUCUUUAAAAGGGCAAGGAAUACAAAAU
Molecule: messenger RNA, 1883 nt
Organism: Nelumbo nucifera (sacred lotus)
Lineage: Eukaryota; Viridiplantae; Streptophyta; Magnoliopsida; Proteales; Nelumbonaceae
Gene: CIPK1
Product: CBL-interacting protein kinase 1
Biological process (GO): protein phosphorylation; signal transduction
Molecular function (GO): protein serine/threonine kinase activity; ATP binding
Source: RefSeq, a predicted model, not a curated record